AUGAUAAGGACGAAGCUUCUUCACGAAUGCAACAAGUGGACGUAUGUGGACAGGGUUAGGCUAGUGUAUUUGUGUGUCAUACAUGGAUUCCUCAUAGCUAAGGAUUCAAGAGUGUUCAUCCCUCAUGAAUACAUCCGUUUGGUGAUGGAUUUUGAGAAGAUGAGGAUGUAUCCGUGGGGUCUUCACGCGUAUGACGAGCUGCUUGCAUCAAUACUCAAAGCAUGGAGAGAUUUGCAUCUGAAGAACAGUUACGUGUUGGAUGGAUUCUCCUAUGCGUUUCAGAUAUGGGUUAUGGAGGCAAUCCCAUACAUUGGUAGUUUGGGAGAGCUGUUCCCAUUUAUAUCUGCUACUGGGAACAAUGAUGUGGUUGUUAGCACUGAGUUCUAUAGGGAAGAUGAGAAGAAAGAUGAACGAGUUGGUCGUAUUGUUACUCUUCUCAAUGCCAAACAGGAUUGGACGGAAUUCGUAUGGGAAGUCGAGGCUUUGCCUCCAACUUUGGAGCUUUCUGAUUCAGAAAAGGAUGGAGAGAAUGUUGAAGUCGAAGAUGUCACAGAUACACAUGUAGAGGAACCGGUUGUUGUUGCAAGAAGGGGCAAGCGUAAGCUAAAUGAUCCUGGUGCGGAGGCUCGAAAGAAAGAAUUGCUUUGUCAACGGGCGGCUGAACAUAACAGUGGUAUCUCCAGUGGAAUGAAGACUUUCAUUAAAGGUUUGUUCACCUCUGCUUUCAACUCUUUCAAGGAGGUGGUGCAGAAUGACAUCCAAGAGCGUUUUGAGAAUGUCCAGAAAGAGAUGGCUGAGCUCAAGCAAGCGGUGUCACAGAUUCCGGGUCACUACAAGAAAACACAUGCUUAA
Messenger RNA from Brassica napus (rape), 852 nucleotides. RefSeq lists its product as uncharacterized. The coding region runs from base 1 to 852 and encodes 283 amino acids. The record is from RefSeq and is a predicted model, not a curated record. NCBI's taxonomy places the organism in Eukaryota, Viridiplantae, Streptophyta, Magnoliopsida, Brassicales, Brassicaceae. The transcript has 2 exons.